This is a messenger RNA of Arachis stenosperma, 1530 nucleotides long. Its product is annotated as glucomannan 4-beta-mannosyltransferase 9-like. The transcript has 9 exons. NCBI's taxonomy places the organism in Eukaryota, Viridiplantae, Streptophyta, Magnoliopsida, Fabales, Fabaceae. The coding region runs from base 1 to 1530 and encodes 509 amino acids. Gene Ontology annotation, molecular function: mannan synthase activity. The record is from RefSeq and is a predicted model, not a curated record. Gene Ontology annotation, cellular component: Golgi apparatus.
AUGGGGUUGAUAUGGGAGCAAGCAAGGGCACCGUUGGUGGUUCCAAUGCUGAAGUUGGUGGUGGCAUUGUGCUUGAUCAUGUCGCUCAUGCUUUUUGUGGAGAGGGUGUAUAUGGGAAUAGUCAUAGUCUUUGUCAAGUUGUUUAAGACCCAGAAACGUUACAAAUGGGACCCUCUCAACCAUAAUUCUGAUAUUGAGCUUGCUAACUCUUCAUACCCUAUGGUUCUCGUCCAAAUCCCAAUGUACAAUGAGAAAGAGGUGUAUCAAUUGUCAAUUGGAGCUGCAUGUGGGCUAUCAUGGCCCUCCGAUAGAAUUAUUAUUCAAGUUCUUGAUGAUUCAACAGACCCUGUCAUUAAGAAUAUGGUGGAAGUGGAAUGCCAAAGAUGGGGAAGCAAAGGCAUAAACAUAAAGUAUGAGAUCAGGAAGAACAGGAAUGGCUACAAAGCAGGAGCACUCAAGGAAGGCAUGAAGCACACCUACGUCGCCCUCUGCGACUACGUCGCCAUUUUCGACGCCGAUUUCCAGCCUGACCCCGACUUUCUCUGCCGCACCAUCCCCUUCCUCGCUCACAACCCCGACGUUGCGCUCGUCCAAGCUCGCUGGCAAUUCGUUAAUGCUGAUGAAUGCUUAAUGACAAGGAUGCAAGAGAUGUCAUUGGACUAUCAUUUCCUUGUAGAGCAAGAAGUUGGAUCCUCAACCCAUGCUUUCUUUGGAUUCAAUGGCACUGCUGGUGUUUGGAGGAUUUCAGCACUAAAUGAAGCUGGUGGAUGGAAGGACCGUACAACUGUGGAAGACAUGGAUCUAGCUGUAAGAGCUGGUCUCAAAGGAUGGAAAUUUGUUUAUCUUAGUCAAAUCAAGGUGAAAAAUGAAUUACCAAGUACUUUCAAAGCCUACCGUUAUCAGCAGCAUCGUUGGUCAUGUGGCCCAGCUAAUCUCUUCAAGAAAAUGGCAAUGGAAAUAAUAAGAAACAAGAAAGUGUCUCUGUGGAAGAAGUUUUACUUGAUUUAUAGUUUUUUCUUUGUCCGAAAGAUUGUUGCCCAUGUUGUCACAUUUGUAUUCUACUGCGUGGUUUUGCCAGCAACUGUUUUUGUCCCAGAAGUGCAAGUUCCCAAGUGGGGUGCUGUUUAUAUUCCUUCUAUCAUAACACUUCUCAAUGCUGUUGGAACUCCAAGGUCACUCCACUUAUUAGUAUUUUGGAUACUUUUUGAAAAUGUUAUGUCAAUGCAUAGGACCAAGGCAACAUUCAUCGGUUUGCUAGAGGCAGGAAGAGUGAAUGAAUGGGUAGUUACUGAGAAAUUAGGAGAUGCUCUUAAAAUGCAAUCAAGUGGUAAAGCACUUAAGAAACCUCGCAUCAGGAUUGCUGGAAGACUUCAUUUCUGGGAACUUCUUGUGGGGGCCUACCUCUUUUUCUGUGGAUGCUAUGAUCUCACGUUUGGGAAGAACCACUACUUCAUAUAUCUUUUCCUGCAAUCUAUUGCCUUCUUCAUUGUGGGGAUCGGCUAUGUUGGCAUCUUUGUGCCCAAUUCUUGA